Paramecium tetraurelia is the source of this 657-nucleotide messenger RNA. RefSeq lists its product as uncharacterized. NCBI's taxonomy places the organism in Eukaryota, Ciliophora, Oligohymenophorea, Peniculida, Parameciidae. The record is from RefSeq and is a predicted model, not a curated record. The transcript has a single exon.
AUGGAAUAAUCAGAGCCAAUCCCAGAAGAUCCUAAAAUGCUACUAUUGACAAUGGAAUUGAAUAAAAUGGCAUAUGAGAGAUAAAUUAUCAAAUCCAAAGAUGAAAUUUAGAAGAAUUAUAAUAAUUCUAAUAAAGAUAAUCAAUACAUUAAAGAAUAAGAAAAAUAAAUAAAACAGCUUAAAGAAGCCCUGAAUCAAAAGGAUUCAAUCUUAGAAUAGCGAGUUCAAGAACUGAACCAAGAAAAACAAAAAAAUCAACAACUCUAAAAAUAAAUUGAUAGUAUUUCCAUUUAAAUUUAAUCGAAAAAAGAACAUAAAUAUUAGUUAUUAAUAGAUCAAAAAUUGAUUCAAUAGUUAUCGUAGUAAAAAUAACAAACCUAAAAUUGUCAAGUCUCACCCCUAUUGUCGACAGUUAAACAAAAAGGAAACCCAAACUAUAUAUAAAAUCCAAAUUAGCUACCGUAAUAGCCUCCCUUAAUUUAAUAAUAAUAUUAAUCGUAUUCAUACCAAUAACAAUAACAAUAAUACAAACCUUCAUUGUCUAAGCAUAUAAGUAAUCAAUAGUAGUAGGUUUAUUAGCCUCAAUAACACUAAUAUCUGUAAUAGUAAUAACCUAUGUAUUCAAAUAUAUAAAAAAUUUAUUAUGGAAGAAAUUGA